Messenger RNA from Lycium barbarum (goji berry), 938 nucleotides. Its product is annotated as ethylene-responsive transcription factor ERF022-like. The coding region runs from base 89 to 664 and encodes 191 amino acids. Gene Ontology annotation, biological process: regulation of DNA-templated transcription. The transcript has a single exon. Gene Ontology annotation, molecular function: DNA binding; DNA-binding transcription factor activity. The record is from RefSeq and is a predicted model, not a curated record. NCBI's taxonomy places the organism in Eukaryota, Viridiplantae, Streptophyta, Magnoliopsida, Solanales, Solanaceae.
AGCCCUCACUUCCAUAUCCAUAACCUUGUCCAUAUUUUCACUGACAACACAACCUUAAAACAAAAAAAAAAAGAACCUUGAUAGUAAAAUGGAAGAUCAUCAAGAAAGUACCAAUGUACACAUGUAUAGAGGAGUAAGGAAGAGAAAAUGGGGGAAAUGGGUGUCUGAGAUACGCGAACCAGGGAAGAAAACUCGAAUAUGGCUGGGGAGUUAUGAGACACCAGAGAUGGCUGCUGCAGCCUAUGAUGUUGCUGCAUUUCAUCUAAAAGGUGAGAGAGCUAAGCUCAAUUUCCCCGAAUUACUAGAUACUUUCCCCAAACCUUUAAGUUCAAGACCUGAAGAUGUGCAAAUGGCAGCUCAUGAAGCAGCAAUGAGGUUUGAACAGCCAACUCCGGUGCCACCCGAGGGCGGUGGUGGACCGGUGGGCCCGGUGAGGGUAGGUCUAUCAGCGAGUCAAAUUCAAGCGAUUAAUGAAUCGCCAUUGGACUCGCCAAAAAUGUGGAUGGAGCAAGCUGGGGAUUUAUUACUGAGAGAUCAUGUUAGAGAAUACACUAGUCCCUCGUCGUAUUCUUUUAAUGACCCUAUGGUUAUGUGUGAUGACAUUGGUGGGUUUAAGGAGUUGGAUGAAAUGCAACAAUAUCAUGAUUCUAUUUGGGAUUUUUAAUUAGGGGAAAAAAUUCCAUAUGGCCCCUUUAAGUAAUUAUAUUUUAGACAAAAUUAUUUGGGGCCAAUUGAAGAAAAACAAAAGUUUAUGCCAUUCAUCUUUUAGGAUAUUGAAUGGUAUAAAUUUGUGUCUCUUUAAUUUAUUUUUGUUUAACCCCUUUUCUGCAGAAAUAGAGAUUCUUUUGUAGAAUAAAUAUUAUUAUUAUAUUCUUGAGAAGUCCAUGAAGAUGGACUAAAUCAAUAUAAAGAGGAUAAUGGUGGAGCCUAUUGAAUUU